AUGCUGAAUAGAUUUAUAAAAAAAUGUUUUCUGCCUUGUCGAUCUAUAUCAACAAUUGAAUUAACUCGUAAUGCAAUUGCUAAUAAACCACUUGAAUGGAAUGAUUUAAUACAAUGGCUUGAAAAUGGACAAAAAACUUUACUUUGGCGAGAUGAACAAUGUGCACAACGAUAUAUUCAACAUCAAAAAUUAGUUGCGAAAGACUAUAGAUCAAUAAAUGAUUUUAUACGUAUACAUUAUCUUAAAUGGAAUGUAGAUAUUGAUAAAUCUAGUCAAAAAUCAAUAGCUGUUCCGAGUUUAAAUUCAAUUAAGGAACCACUUUUAACACCAAAUGAUUUUCCAUAUUAUUUAAUUCGUAAUAUUCAACAUUGGGUUAUCUGGUGUGAUCCAAAACCGAAAAAACCUGAAGAAAUUAUUGAACAAGUUCUUAAUAAAGAAUUUCCUUAUGAAAAAUUCGAUCGAAUUUCUUUUGUUAACCCACCACGCUUAAGAUCGAUGAAGAGAACACAAAAUGAUACUACAAUGUCAAAACGUUUAAGAACUACAAAUUCAUCUCUAAAUACUAAUGAUCAGUUUGAAAAGUUUAUUAAUAAAUUUCGAUCAUCAAUCGAGACAAAUAAUACAGAUUCUCGACCAUUUGAUAUUUUUAAACAAUAUCUAAAAGAAUGUUUGGAUGAUACAUCUGAUUCUACUAUUCUUCCAACAUUUAUUAAAAAAACUAUUCAACUUAUUGUUACGUCUACAACAACAACUGUUCAUCAUCUUGUAUUUACAAAGAUUGUUGGUCUUAUUAUAAUCUAUCUUGAUAAUAUAGCAUCAGAAGCUUUACUUGAUAUAACUUAUGAAAUUAUUGAUAAAUUAAUUCAAUCAUCAACAAAUGCUGAUAUUAUGAUUGAAUUAUUACGAAGUAUUUAUUUACAACAAGUUAAACGUGAUGAAAAUCAAUCAGCUUCAUCAUCAGCAGCAUCAAUGUGUCAAUCUGUUGUUCAACAAUUAGGAAAUACAACUUGGACUGAAGAUAAUUAUGCUAGUCUUAUAGCAAUAAUCAAAACAUUUCCAUUUUCUGAUAAUGAAAAACGUACAUUUAUUGAUAUAAUGUUUACAAUUGAUUUUGAAUUAAAUUUCGAUCAAUUACCAAUAUUUGUUUUAAAUAUACUUAAAUUAUGUAAUGAUAAUCAUUCAGAAAAUGAAAUAUCAAGUUCAAGUGGAUAUAUUUUCGAUCGUUUAAUUCAAUAUUUUAUUAAUCUUGAUAAAAAAUCUAAUGAUAAUAAACAAUAUACAUCAAAUAUACGUCUUUGUAUUGUUCAUAUAUUAAAUGCUAUUGAAUUAUCACCUGAACUUGGAACGAUAUUAUUACGAACAUUUAAAAAAAUUCAAAGUAAUGAUGUAUCGAAAUUAUUUUCUCCAUUUUGUCUGGCAUUUAUAUUCGCUUUACCCAAAGAUCGUGCAAUAAAAGGAAAAUUUAUAAAACAACUCAAAACCGCAUUUGAUCUUGUUUGUCAAACAUUUGAAAAAAAUAAUGAAGCAUUUUGGCUUAUCCUGUUUACAAAAAUAAAUUAUAAUGAUUUUUAUCGAGAUUAUUUAUUGCAACUUGCUAAAAAGGAUUUAUUUGGUGGUGAUUUAAUUCUUUCGGGUUUAAUUGAUUUUUGUUUUCAAUUACUUGAUGAUUAUAGUCAAUCACAAGUGUUAAAUAAUGAAUCAUCAUUUUCGGUUAUUGAAUUAUUAAAAACAUUGGCCUCAAAAUGGCUUUCUGAUAUUGUUCGAUUACAUAAAUCUAUUCAAGAAGAUGUUAUACAUCGUUUAUUUGAUCGAAUACUUGAAGCAAAAACGAAUGAUCGUACUGUCAAACAUUUUAUUGAACAAUUAUAUGAUGUAAUGAAAACAAAUAGUCAUCGAUUUGUAAAAUGGCCUGAACACUUAAAAGAUCGACUUGAUCAAAUUUUAUAUAUGCGUUAUGAAUUAGCACAUGAUGUACUUGAUGCAUUUAAACCAAUUAUUAAAUUAAGUGGUAAUACACCAUUUCGUGAAACAUAUUUUCAAUUACUGCGAACAGCUAUGUAUCGUCCUCGUUUGGAUUGUCGACGAAUGGCUGUUGAUGGAUAUUUAAUUUUAUUAAAACAUGCCAAAUGGUUAAUUCGACCACCAGCUGCUCAAGCUAGUCAAAUGACAAUGUUUUCUUUAGCUGAACGUGGUGCAACACAAAUGAAUACGAUUAAUUCUACACAACGUUCAACAGAAGGACAAUGUAUUGAAUUAUUAAUGCAAUUAAGACGAAGUCUUACUCAACAAUAUGAUGUUCGAUUAGCUGUCUAUGAAGGUUUAUUACCUGUUCUACGUAAAAGUCCAAUAUUAAUGGCACCUAUUCUUGAUAUGCUCAUUUCUCAGAUUGCGUUAUACUACGAACCCAUUGAAGAUAGAUGUACAUUAAAUUUAUUAUCUUGUUUACUUGAACGUGAUGAUAAAAUCCAAAUUAUUGAACCAUUUGCACAUUUACUUCAUUGUUUAUGUCUUUGUUUACAUCGUGCUGAUUGUCUUUUAAAAUCGAAUUCAAAAAUCUUUGAUGAAGAUCCGGAUGUUGCAAUUUAUUUAAAAAAAGCGACAGAUAUUUUCAAACGAUUAAUUAUUUUAUUUGAUGAUGAUGAAUUUACUGAUUCAGUUGGUGUUAAAGGUUUACCUGAAGAUAAAACAAGUCCACAAAUGUAUACACUUUGUAUUGAUAUAUGUAAUGUUCUUAUUGAAUAUAAAUUUAUGCGAAUGAAAGAUUUAGAAUCAACUGCAAGUAUUUUAAAAUCAAUGGAUCAAGAAACACGUCUUAAUGAAAAAAUGUCAAAAGCAAAAUUACGUUUACCACUAACACCAAAACUUAUUUCAUUUACAUGUUUAAAACGAUUUUUACAUUCAGUUUUAUGGUCAAAAAUGUUUCAUGCUGAUUUAGAUUCAUCAAAUAAUAAUCUUGAUAUUGAUACACUUAUUGAUGAUAAUAAUUAUCGUUCAUAUGUUAUGCGUUGUUGUUUAGCAAAAUUUCGUUCUAUUACAUCGAAUGGUAUUAAAUAUUAUUUUGAUGCAGAAAAUAUGCGACAAGAUAAAUUACAAAUGAUGUUAAUUGAUCUUCAUACAAUUUUAUAUCAAGCUGUAACAAAAGAUAUGAAUAUAAUAUUAACAGAACAAAUUUUACAAUUAAUUGUUGAAUUAUGGAAAAUUAUUGUUAAUAAUUUUCGUGGUGUAGCUGCUUUAAUGAUUGAUAGUGCAAUGAAAGCAUUGAAUGGAGAUCCAGAUACAAUUGAUUCGAAUAUAAGUUAUAGUCAAACUGAUCCACAAACAGCUCGUUUUGCUGAAAGUUUUAAAGCAAUUUAUAAACGAAUCGAAGAUGAAUAUAAUCGAAUUAUCGAAACAGCUGGUAUUGAUGGAUCGACAAUAAAAGCAUCAGGCUGUUUAAAAGCAUUGAUUUAUGUAGCUGAUAUUCUUGAAUUAGCAUUAAAAGAUGGUGAACAUAUUGAUCGAAAUGAAUAUCAAUCAUUUGCUGAAUGGGUUAGUUCAACAUGUAUGCAAGGAAAAUAUGAGGAUCAUCAAUUAAGUAAAGCAUUGGUUCGUCUACUUUUUAAACUUUCAUCAAAAACAAGUAAUCAUGCACCAUUACUUCGUAAAGUUGCGAUGGAUAUUCAUGGUCAAUGUGAAGAUGUUUCUGAAGAUACAAAAUUUGUUCAUCAACCAUAUUUUGCUAUUAUCAAUGAAAAAACACAUAUGGUUAUAUUAAAUAAUAUUGUUCUUAUUGAAUUAGAACGAAUGAUCAAUAGUCUUGAAUGGAUUAUUCAAACACAAAACUUAUCAAAUGAUCAAAUAACACAUUUUUGUGGACAGUUAUCAUAUUCUAUGACAACAUUUGGACAAAUUUUACAAUGUAGGUUAAAAAAUAAAAUGAUGAUUAUUCAUAUAGUUAAAUUAUUAACAAAAUUAUAUACAAUUCUCGAUGAAUUUACUCGUCAGAUGGUUAAAAAUAAAACACCCAUUCGUGAUGAAUUUGAAAAACUUGCAUCAAUAUCUGGUUCACAAUUACAACAACCAUGUUAUGGAUUUUUAACUUAUACAAUGAGUUUGGAAUUAGAUGAUGAAGAAGAAACAACUAAGAAGAAAAAGAAAAAAAUUGAUAAAAAAGAUCCUAAAAAAAAAAAAAGUGUAUUAAAAGAUACACUUGUACCGAAAUUAGUCUUUGAAAUGGAACAAUAUGAACGAUCAUUACUUGAAUUAGGCAAACAACAAGAUAAACGUUUAUUAGAAACAUUUAAAAUGUCUGCUGUACGAGAUUUUCGAUUUAAUUUGGAUAGUAUACCAGAUGAUCAACGAACAUUACAAACAAGUCGUCAAGAAAAUGAAGCCGACGAAGAAGAGGAAGAAGAAGAUGGUGAAAAUGAAUAA
Messenger RNA from Adineta steineri, 4413 nucleotides. The record is from the annotation of a GenBank genome assembly. NCBI's taxonomy places the organism in Eukaryota, Metazoa, Rotifera, Eurotatoria, Adinetida, Adinetidae.